This is a messenger RNA of Mesorhabditis spiculigera, 1230 nucleotides long. The record is from the annotation of a GenBank genome assembly. Lineage: Eukaryota; Metazoa; Nematoda; Chromadorea; Rhabditida; Rhabditidae.
AUGCUUGGACGCGUGGCGAUGCUCAACGCCACCAACGCGCCCCAUCGCCAACGCCACAAGGCCCUCUCGCAGACCGGGGGACGGCGCUACGACAGCUUCACGCUUGGGAAACGACUGGGCAGUGGCACCUUCGGUUUGGUCUACACGGCCACCGACGCCAAGCGCCGCCCCAUCGCGUUGAAGAUCGUGAAGCUCCAACAUCUCAAAAGCGUCAGGGCUACUCUGGAGCCGAUACAAGUCGAGACACAGUCCUGGCGGGCCUCCAAUGGUCACCACAACGUCGUCAAGCUCUACGCGUGCAAACGAGUCGGCAACACGUUCUACUUCAGCAUGGAGGAAGCUGCUACCGACGUCUACACUCUGACUACCGCCAUCGACGACAAGCAACACCGGCUGCCCGAACCCAUCGUCCAACGACUGAUGGCACAAGCAUUGGACGGACUACUUUUCAUCCAUUCACAAGGCGUCAUCCAUCGCGAUAUCAAGCCCGACAACAUGCUGCUGUCCAGAGAUGGUCGUGUACUUCUAGCCGAUUUUGGGUGGAGCAAGGCGCUCCCGUUAGGCGAAAAGGCAAUGACACGCGGUGGAACGGCGGAAUAUUUGGGCCCUGAAUGCUUCCUCGACAGCCGCUCCUACACGCACUCGCGCGAUCUCUGGGCGCUCGGGAUGUGCAUGUACGAGUGGAUCGUUGGCAAUAACUAUCUACUUGAGAGGAUGCAAGGCAACUACAAAGGCUACAAGCAAAAAGUGGCCUUUUUAGAGCGAAAUGACGCGCUUUUCCCUCGCUGCUCGCAGUCCACGGCCCUGAUGCGCACCGGUAUUACACCGUCUGCCUUAGCUGUGUUGCGCGGGCUUCUCGCCAUGAGCCCGGAAGCGCGCCUCGGCUAUUCUGAAGAGGAUCCACGCAAGGUGUACGCCGCGCUGAUGGAUAUGCCCUUUUUCAACAAAGUGAAGCAACGCGCCAUUCCAGUCGAGAUGGUGGCAAAAGCCUGUGUGCUAAAACGUCGCCAGGAUCCCGAAUUGAUGAAACGAGACAUGGAGCAACUCGAUGAAUGGGAGAAGGCCGCUCUGCCAUCGGAGUACGACCACUUGUUCGCCCAAUUCGAGUGGAGCUGCGACGCCCUCCCAGAGACGGCCACAGGUGUUCGCGAGAACAAUAAAAUGCCCUUCCCGCCUAUCCCGGAUUUCGUGGCUGAGAAGGUCGGACGAGCUUCCGGAGUUGCGCAACUG